Molecule: messenger RNA, 3416 nt
Organism: Didymella exigua CBS 183.55
Lineage: Eukaryota; Fungi; Ascomycota; Dothideomycetes; Pleosporales; Didymellaceae
Exons: 1
Coding region: 184-3297 (1037 amino acids)
Source: RefSeq, a predicted model, not a curated record
GGCAGUUCGAAGCUCAAGGGCUGGUCAGAGCCAGCUCCAAACUCCUCUUGCUGCUAUCAGGACAUACAAUCGUCCGUCCGCAGAGUGCGAAAGGUCACCUAGGUCAAUAAAUUCAUCUCAUUCGGUCCGACGAUCUUCAUCACUGGUAGUGCUGGACUUGUGGCCUGCAAGGAUAGCUCCAAGAUGUCCAGGCUCACUUCUGCUUUAGGUUCGUUCAUGUCCGCUACCAACGAGAACUAUGCAGCACUGGCCAACGUCAAGUUCGAUUUCUCUCUUAUAAAAAUGGAGGCACCAGUCGAAUUCAGCGGCGUUGUCUCUGCGCUAUCCACUAUGCGACGUGUGGACGCUGAACAGGGACCCUCACACAAAACCGCACGUAGGCUGGGAGCCUUAUUCGAGGACGUUGUGCCAACAACACCAAAACUAAUCUCAGCCUACGGAUUGCGCAUGUCAGAGAUCAUGAACACUCCCGGUGUAAAUGAUAUCGGAGCAGACCAACAUGGUCCAUUCGGACCGUACGUCGGAGCGGAUGGCACAAGCCUCUGGGCUGCAGCAACAUCUGGGAUUCCAGCUCUUGGAGUCUACCUCCUCAGUUGCUUGUUGGCUCGGGCCUGGGAUUCAAAGACAGCUACGGCAAUAUGGGUGGAAAUCGUUGCGGCAAGACGAAAAGAAAUCGAAGAGGGAGUUCAGAACAACCACAACGUUUCCGCAUCUGCAAUCGUCGGUGCAUACCAAGACAUCACAAGGAAGGACCUUCAAUCGUGGGAUAGCAGUGCAAGAGCCUGGCUUCGCAGAGCGGACAGAGCAAAGAACUGGUCACAAUGCCAGCUUGAACUUGUUGUCAAGAACAUCAACACCCCAAUCGCUGGCGGUCCUUCGACAUACGAAAAAGUCAUUAGUGUUUGGAAGCGGUCUAUGCUAGCCGUUGAGCAACUUCUUUCUGGGAAGCCGCAAGAUAUCGUAGAUGGGUCCGUAUUCCUGGCGUUCUCCGCCUGGCACCUAUUUCCCGAUCUGAUCGUGCUUGGAGCUGAGCCUAAGAAAGUCGAGUUCAAAGAUGGGUUGAUACCCUCUGGAGGUGUUGGUACUGUGGGUCUAGUUUCCAACACCACAGAGGAGGACGGCGUCCGAUGGUCUUUAGCUUUGUCCCAUUUGCAGUACUAUGGCGAGCCUGUGCUGGUUCGCAGUGAUCAAGAGUCUUCAAGAUUGACGUUCGCACAACUUCGAGUUGUAGCACUGGGUGGUUUGUUCGGGUCAUGGAAGUUGAGUCACCGUGACUUCUUGUUGGCUGCGGACUGGAUCAAGCUUCUCUGGACUCGGAUGGAUGUGGCCGAAGACCACACCAAGGAUAACGGAUACUCCGAGUUCGAAUGGCUUCGCCAAAUUGCAGCGGCGGCAGACCAACUGCUGGCAGUGGAAGAUGAGAAUCAUCAGCAAAACUUUCAACUAUUGAAGCAUGGGUCACGGAGGGGUAAAAGCUUUCUGUCUGGCCCUGGUUACAUUUCAUCGCCUUUCUUCGGACUUCUGAACACUUUGACACUCCACGGACUGCUCGAAGACUUGGAUGAAGACUGCGGGAUUAACUACCUUCGGGAAGUUGCAGGGAGACUUGGAUUGAAUGUUAGUGAUUCUGUUAUUUGUAGCGCCCACAAUACCUCAUACCACCAUGGUUCCGGGGCUGCAGAUUACUUCGAGCUCGCUACAACACAACCUGCUGGUCCAGAUGGAUAUAUGAGAUGGAUAUGUCCCAACAGCAUGGUUACAACAAACAAAUCUCCGAGAUUCAGUCCUGAUUCGGAAGGCCAGCUCAAAGAUGAAAGAUUUGAUACACAAGAUAGGAUGGACUACAUCUCUGCCCGCGGUGAGAAAUGUGAACGCCGUGUUACAGGGCUGGAGCAGGCGGUACGGGGCCAUGGGUUCGCCUGGGCGGAUCCACCACGACUUUACCAACAAGACAACCCAGUCGACCCUGUUAACUUAGGGCAUCCCCGCAAGAAGGCCAGAGUCACCGCAAAUUUCCAACACAUAGUCGGAGAUCAACGCUUUGGUUUAUACAUACGAAGAGAAAGGAACGAUAGCGAUAAGUCAUGGGAAACCUACAAGAAAAGGGCAAAGUCCGAGACGGCAAAGACGGGAAGAUUGUUAGCAGCAGUCCAAGAGUUUAAGGCAGCAAAGUUGGUACCUGAGCGAUUGAGGGAUUAUAUGUGUGCUUUGACAUCUGUAUCCGAAGAACAAGUCAAGGAUAAUUCGUUGAGCGCGCCAGGUGUUUCCCUUGUUGCAGAACCGCAUAGGUUCCAUACGGAUUUCAGCAAAUCGCUGUACGCCUUGGAGUCCUGUUCGAUGAUCUACGGUCAUCUAUCCAAAGCGACCAUCUCACUCAAACCGCUUCUGCAACCGUUGCAUAAACUCGCGUGGUUCGAAUCAUUGUUUUCGAGAUGGAAGGUCCCUCGCAAAAAGGCGAGCACUAGGCCUACCAAAUCAGCGCUUCUCACGUCUCAACACCCUCCACUGCCCGACCGGUUCGAAUCGUUUGGCUGCAUAGCUUGGUUCGACUCAGGAACUGUUGAUCUGACUCGAGAAGAUCUGCAGUACGCCUUUGCAUUGUGUUCCGAAGACACAAUCUAUGUGCCAGCAGUCGUGCUUUCCGACCCUUUCAGAAGAGUACCAGAGUAUGAGAUGAGAAGCAUCACGGGAAACGUCAGCCGUGCAGGAAUUUCAAUUCUUGUUUCGCCCAUUGAGCCAAGAGUUCGAGAUCUCAGUGAUAGUUACAACGUAGUAACCCACGAGACAUACGAUCGAAAACGCGAGAACAAUUUCAGAGAAACUUCGUUGCAUCUCUCUUUCACAGAGUGGAUUAUUCCUCUGGCCACCGAGGGCUCGCGUACGAUAGAUCAUGAUGCCCAAAUAAUCGAGGCUGUCGUCUCUAUACGCGAUCGCGGCCAGUGGGUCGCCGACAUCGAUAUUCUCGAAGUUGACUUCCAAGAUAUGACAAGGUUCAAGUCUUCGGUGUGCUGCAAUGAGAAUCACGAUCAGGAUGCGGACUUCGACUAUACGUCCAUAGAUAGCUGGGAAGAGCUGUUAGAUGAGCCAGGUACCGUCGGUAUCUUCAGGGCGCACGGAAACUGGGCUGCGCGACUAGCUGCCGUGAGCAUCUUAUCACGGAAAGAGAUCGGCGGCCACAACUUUGGUGUCCUUGGACCGGAGCCUUUCUGUCUAAAGUGCCUAGAAGAGGAGUUCGAGAAGCCAGGCUGGGAUAUGCAAGAAUAUGAGUCUACACUGCCAUCGUUUUGUAUUGAUUAAAACCCGUUUAUUUUAGAGUUAACAUAAAGCACUACCAAGCCAGCUACACUAUUAAGCUAAACACUUUUCCUAAGCAUUGCGACUACUACGUAUAGAAUAAGCAAUCACUUACUACUCUG